Rotaria sp. Silwood1 is the source of this 1305-nucleotide messenger RNA. NCBI's taxonomy places the organism in Eukaryota, Metazoa, Rotifera, Eurotatoria, Philodinida, Philodinidae. The record is from the annotation of a GenBank genome assembly.
AUGCCCGCAUAUCAACCACAUUAUGCUAAUUUAAAUCAUGUCAGAUCAAUUCAAUCAAUGCAACGUACUGCAUCAAGACCUUCUUCAAAUCGGAUUUUGAUUGCUAAAAUACUUCUAGGUACUAUGGCAGCAUUUAUGUUAUGUAGUGCAGUUGCAGCUAUUGUACUUGUUUGUUAUGUUGCUGUAAGAGAUGCACAAACGACGACGACUUCUACAACAACUACAACAUCAGCGACAACGACGACAGCUACUACAGCCACGACUACAACUGCGACUACUACUACUUCUGUCACAACAACAACUACUCAGACUACAAUCACUUUCAGUGCGGUUGGUAUUUAUGCAUUGAAUAUUCCAACAUGUGCUACAUGGAAUGAGAAUGGAACUACUGCUAGUGGCAAUCAAAAUGGAUCUAUAGGCUAUGAUUUGGGUUCGCUCAAUUAUCCAGUUAGUAUUUUUAUUGACAAUGAUGAUAUUCUAUAUGUUUGUGAUCGGGAUAACUCUCGAAUUCUGAAAUUAUAUCCUAAUUCAAGCACUGCAGUCAUUGUCGCGGGUAAUGGAACGGUCGGCAAUGAAUCGAAUCAACUGAGAGGACCCAAAGGUGUUGCUGUCGAUCAAUAUGGUGCUAUCAUUGUAGCUGACAGUGACAACUAUCGCAUUCAGAAAUUUCCGCAGAAUUCUACAAUAGGAAUUACAUUAGCUUCUAACACUUCAUAUAAUCCUCUUGGUCAAAUGCGUGAUUUACACAUUGAUGUCAAUAAUAAUAUCUAUGUAACAGAUUCUGAUAAUAAUCAAGUCGUUAAAUAUAUUCCUUAUUCAUCCAUUGGUAUAGUUUUAGCAGGUGGAGGGCCAUCGGGUUCAGGACUCAAUCAACUGUUUAGUCCAUUUGGCAAUUUUAUGGAUGCAAAUAAUUCAUUAUAUGUAGCCGACAGUGGAAAUCAUCGUGUUCUAAAAUAUCUUCCUGGGUCAUUAAAUGGAACUAUUGUUGCUGGCAAUGGUACUGCUGGUUCUAGCUUAUAUCAGUUGAAUUUUCCCAGAUCGAUCAUUGUUGAUAAUAACGGGUACAUCUAUGUGGCUGACGGUUCAAAUAACAGAGUCGUAAAAUGGACAACAAAUUAUGCAGCUGGUGGUGUCUGUAUUAUGGGUUGUACAGGUACAACAGGAACAGCUGCUAAUCAAAUGCGUGGUCCAAGAGAUUUAAAAUUUGAUAGACAUGGAAAUAUAUUUGUUACUGAUCAAUCAAAUCAACGAAUUCAGAAAUAUACGAUACAAUUACCAACAUCCCCUUGUCCUUCUAGUAAGUAA